AUGUGGCUAGUCGUUUCAGUAUGCCAUUGCUUUUGGUUCGAGGAGGAGGUGAACGAGUACGAGGACGACAAAGAAGGGGAGGAGGUGGAGGAGGAGGAUGAGGAGGUGAAAGAGUACGAGGACGACAAAGAGGGGGAGGAGGUGGAGGAGGAGGAGGAGGGAGAGGAGGAGGUGAAAGAGUACGAGGACGACAAAGAGGUGGAGGAGGAGGAGGAGGAGGAGGGAGAGGAGGAGGUGAACGAGUACGAGGACGACAAAGAGGGGGAGGAGGAGGAGGAGGAGGAGGGAGAGGAGGAGGUGAAAGAGUACGAGGACGACAGAGAGGGGGAGGAGGAGGAGAAGAUCUGA
Hydatigera taeniaeformis is the source of this 348-nucleotide messenger RNA. Lineage: Eukaryota; Metazoa; Platyhelminthes; Cestoda; Cyclophyllidea; Taeniidae. The record is from the annotation of a GenBank genome assembly.